AUGACUGAAACUUUGUACCAGGAGCCUGAUUUAUGUGGUAUACUCACCAAUGACGAUCCGUCGUGCAGCCCGGAAAAGCGUGAACCAGAGAUGCCACUAGAACCAUGUUUGAUCGGCUCCUCGCAUCAAAAUGAGUGUUUACCUAGUAGUUAUAGUCUCUUAAAAGCUCCAGUUAUGACUGAAACUUUGCACCAGAAGCAAAAUUAA
Molecule: messenger RNA, 207 nt
Organism: Parnassius apollo (apollo)
Lineage: Eukaryota; Metazoa; Arthropoda; Insecta; Lepidoptera; Papilionidae
Source: the annotation of a GenBank genome assembly